This is a messenger RNA of Haliotis rufescens (red abalone), 2759 nucleotides long. RefSeq lists its product as uncharacterized. NCBI's taxonomy places the organism in Eukaryota, Metazoa, Mollusca, Gastropoda, Lepetellida, Haliotidae. Gene Ontology annotation, molecular function: nucleic acid binding. The transcript is spliced from 4 exons. The record is from RefSeq and is a predicted model, not a curated record. Bases 45 to 806 code for a protein of 253 amino acids.
AUCGCGCCAAUACAAACAGACAGGGUAGAGGUCCCCAAUCAAACAUGCCAUCUCCUGCAGUCAUGGCGCCUGUUGGCACCAUGGUGGGGACACAAGUCCGCCAGGACUGGAUGAUGGAUCCGACAAGACACCCACGGCGCAUGUUCAGACAUUCUUUGUCCCACAUCAAAGAUCUUUCGACUGAUGAGCCGGGUAUGUACAAGGUGUACUGUAGGAUGUGUGAAAUGAAACUGCCCCGCAAACCCGUAAAGGAGGUGACGAGCCCACCAGCGCCUAAAGAGAAGGUCGAAUUCAAAAUGCCGGCUGCCCCAAAGCUCCCCGCUCCCCUACUUCACGACCAGCUGAAGUGUCAGUGCUACCAGAAGUCUCUGAAGGUUCUCCGUGACAUCCAGCACUCCACCACGCCCCUGGGUCGGGACAGAACCAGUUGUGUGCCUGACAAGUUGAUGAACAUGUUGUGGGGCAGCUAUGUGUCGAAUGAGCAGACGCAGCUCCCCCUCUCCACCCUGGUAGUGCGCUGGCAGCUCCGGCGUUACAUCCCCAGUUACGACAUGCGCGAGCUCCACGCCAUCCUGUCCUGCUUCGGCAACAUCACCACCAUCUACAAACAGAGUCCCAACAGCGCCAUGGUCAUCUUCGACGACAUCUCCUCCGCGUGCCGAGUGAUGCAAACGAAACAACUGGGACAGCUCCGGAACAAGAUCCAUUGCAGCUGGUGGCAUCGUCUAAUGACCAACAAGAGCUUCUAUGUCGCCAAGAGGGGCGUCAGUGUUAAAAUGGACCGCUAUCAAAAACUGUUGAAUUAGUUGGAUUUUUUGCGUUGUUUGUUGUUUUGUAGGAAACAGAUAUAUAAAUUAUUCAUUGCUGGGCAUGGACACAACUCAAUACUAAUGUGGGGUAGCCUAGUGGUUAAAGCGUUGGCUCGUCGCGCCGAAGACCCGGGUUCGACGCUCCUAAUGGUGUGAGGACCAUUUUCCAGUGUCUCCUGUCGUCAUAUUGCUGGAAUAUUGCUUAAUGUGGCGCAAAACCAUACUCACUCACUCACUCUUAUUUAUGUUGAUAAUUUGUGGCCCUGGUCCCGUUCGUCAAAGCGAUCUUUGCGCUAGUACAGCCGUAAGUCUAAGUUAAGGUCGUCUUAGUGCUGCGAUCGCUUUGUAGAACAGGGCUCUGGUUUUAACCAAAACGUCAUCCUUUGGGCGAUACACGCUCGUGGACGUAUGCUUCAAUCUCAAUAACAUCAGAUUUUUACUCCGAUGCAGUACGUCUCUCCUUUCAAGGAGAAAAAGAUCUGAUUUUAAUGAGAUUGUGUGUACAUUAACACGAAAAGAUGUCCCCACGUUUGUUGUUGUUUGGUGUGUGUGUGUGUGUGUGUGUGUGUGUGUGUGUGUGUGGUUAAUAGUAGUUGUGCAUCCAUUGGUCUAGUAUGAAGGUCAGAAGUGUCUGAUGAUCAACUGAUGACGGUUCAUUCGCAUCUGAUGAUGGCUUUUUAAAUCGUGACCUUUAACCGUUACGGUAGAUGGAUUCUAAUUUACCAUGUUACGGUGGUGAGGUUGUAAUUUACCAUGUUACGGUAGAUGGAUUCUAAUUUUUCAUCUGUGAUAUUCUAGUAAUUUUACUGUCCUUUGUCGACAGAUUUUAAUGUCUAUCUUUAUGUAUUAUUAAUGUACAACUUGAUUUAGUCACGAUAUGGCUGAAAUAUUGCCGAUGUGACUUUAAAUCCUAACUCACUCACUCACUAACUUAUUUUUCAUGUUACGGCAGUAGGGUUGUAAUUUACCAUGUUAUGAUAGUAGGGUUGAAAUUUACCAUGUUACGGUAGUAGGGUUGUAAUUUACCAUGUGACGGCAGUGGGAUUGUAAUUUACCACGUUACGGUAGUUGGAUUGUAAUUUACAACGUUACAGUACUGAAGUUGUAAUUUACCAUGUGACGGCAGUAGGAUUGUAAUUUACUAUGUUACAAUAGUGAGAUUGUAAUUUACCAUGUUACGGUAGUAGGGUUUUAAUUUACCAUGUUACGGCAGUAGGGUUGUAAUUUACCAUGUUAUGAUAGUAGGGUUGUAAUUUACCAUGUUACGGUAGAUGGGUUGUAAUUUACCAUGUUACGGUAGAUGGUUGAAAUUUACCGUGUUACGGUAGUAGGGUUCUAAUUUACCACGUUACGGUCGUCGGAUUGUAAUUUAUCACGUUACGGUACUGAAGUUGUAAUUUACCAUGUAACAGUAGUAGGAUUGUAAUUUACCAUGUUACAUUAUUUGGGACACUAUUAGGCGCUAUUCUUCAACAACACGAUAUUUUAAAACUGUUUUGGAAAGAUUUGAUCAUUGGAGAUAGAGAACCUACCCAUUGAAGGUGACAAGAUAAUAAGUUUGCAAUUAUUUGAUUAAUAUGCCCAGCUUGGAAAAAGAGAUUAAGUGAAAAGUGAAGGUUAAAAGAGAUAAGGUUCAGUGUUUAUAACAUAUUUAACGAUAUAUAACAGGAUAAUGCUAAAAUAUAGAAAAUCAUAGAAAAGCAAUUCGGCGGUGUUUAUUCAAUAUCCUUGAUUUUUUCACGUUUCUGCUCAUGUCCAAUAAGUUUACGUGUAUACUUUAGAAACAUCACUGGAAUAUACACACAACAUUGUUUUCGAUUCUGUUGUCUUUUUUCAUGAGAACGUACAUGUUUAUUUGUUCUACUCUGCUAUCAUGUAUUGUGUUUAUUAAUAUUCCAUUGUAUAAAUCGGAGUAAGAAGUCAACUGCAUAAUAAAAUGAUUAAUGGACA